AUGGAAAGAGAAACUGACACACAGCGAACUAAAAGAGAAAAUGAAGGCAUUCAAAAGAUGGAGGAGUACUACAGCAGAAUAUUCCCAUCGUACAAAGAGAUCAUAGAAGCACUCAAAGAGCCUCUUCCAUGCACGUUUAGAGUCACUCCCGGGCCAUGGUCCUCGAUACUCAAAGAAGAGCUGAAGAACUACAAGCUAAUUCAAGAAGUCCCGUGGGGAGAGGGCAUCUACAAGAUAGAUCUGUCAAGAAAAGAUCUGAGCACCAGGGGAAUAAAAGGGAAUGCAAAGGCCCUAGACGUAGAUGAGCUCCAAAAGACCCAUCUAUUUUUGAAAAAUCACUCUGGCACAUCUGCAAUCACCAGGCAGGAGGCGGUGUCUAUGCUUCCUGUGUUCGCACUGGACGUGCAGCCAGACUCUUCGGUUCUCGACAUGUGUGCAUCCCCUGGCUCUAAGUCGUCGCAGAUACUGGAAAUUCUAUCAGAGGAAGGAACACUUAUAUGCAACGACAUAAACUCAAGACGAGUCGCUCAGUUGGUGAAACAAACUAAAAGAUUCAUGCAUCCUGGCCUCGUUAUAACGUGCAAUGAUGCAACAGUCUACCCCAGGUGCGGCAUCACUCCUGACAGAGUGCUGUGCGAUGUGCCCUGCUCGGGUGAUGGAACAAUCAGAAAAAACAGACACAUUUUUCAGAAGUGGGGGAUAAAAGAGUUCAUCGGGCUAUUUCAAGUGCAAAAAAGAAUACUCAAAAGAGGGCUGGAUAUGCUCUCUUCAGACGGCAUCCUCGUCUACUCUACGUGCUCACUGAAUCCUGUGGAGAAUGAGAUGGUUUUGCUAAGUGUGCUGGAAGAAAGACCGGAUGUGGAAAUAGUUCCAUUUGAGGUUGAAGGGCUAAUAAUGCACCCGGGCCUAGAAGAAAGCAAAAUAAUAGCAGCCCUUGAGUACGCAGACAUAGAGCUAAAGAUACAAAGGUGCAAGUACAGAGAAGACAUAAAGAACGCCAGAAGAAUUCUUCCAAUGGAUCAAAACACAGGAGGAUUCUUCAUAGCGAAACUCAAAAAAAAGACAAAAACAAAUGCAAUUCUAGAACAGAAGAAAGAAGCAAAUAGCACCAACUUAAUCAGAGGAGAGAAGAAUAUAGACGAGUCGUACUUUUACUGGGUAGACCAAGAGAGAAGAAAGAUAAUAGAGGAACAGUGGGGGAAGAGCGGCCUAUCCUUCAUAUCAAAGACCUUGCAUUUUAAGAAUGUGUAUGGAAUAACCAAUAAAUCGCUGGAGGUGCUUGUGAGGUCACCAGAGAAUCUGAGAAUAGUAUUCGCAGGAUGCCGGCUGUUCUCCGUCUUUGGCAGAGAGGAUAAGGAAAAGAUAGAGAAUAACAGGUGGAGAAUAACAUAUGAAGGCAUAAGAAAUCACAAAAUAAAAACAGAAAAAGUUCUAGAAGUUACCUCUUUGAGGCUUCUAGGCAUUCUUACUGACAGAGUGGACGAAGAAAUACAGAAAAAGUACAAAAAAGGGAUAUUUGUGCUCUCCGCAUCUGACGAGAACAUCGAAGUCGCAGUUCCCUUCACAUUCAACAAGUCGGAGAUAGAAGUGCUUGUAGAAAAAGACCAGAAAGAGGCGCUGAUCGAUGCUCUGAAGAUAAAAAUGUUCCAUAGAUCUAAGGAAACAGGAAAAACAGAAGAGGAGGAGUCUAAAGAAAACACACAAAGCGUAAAAGUAACGAGUAGCUAG
Nematocida minor is the source of this 1728-nucleotide messenger RNA. RefSeq names its product tRNA (cytosine34-C5)-methyltransferase. Gene Ontology annotation, biological process: RNA methylation. Gene Ontology annotation, molecular function: methyltransferase activity. The transcript has a single exon. The record is from RefSeq and is a predicted model, not a curated record. Bases 1 to 1728 code for a protein of 575 amino acids. NCBI's taxonomy places the organism in Eukaryota, Fungi, Microsporidia.